Messenger RNA from Ylistrum balloti, 2815 nucleotides. Its product is annotated as tyrosine-protein phosphatase non-receptor type 9-like. Gene Ontology annotation, biological process: protein dephosphorylation. The transcript is spliced from 12 exons. Lineage: Eukaryota; Metazoa; Mollusca; Bivalvia; Pectinida; Pectinidae. Gene Ontology annotation, molecular function: protein tyrosine phosphatase activity. The record is from RefSeq and is a predicted model, not a curated record. Bases 1 to 2139 code for a protein of 712 amino acids.
AUGGCUGGCUGCGGGGGAUUGUCAGCUGAAGAAGAAAGGGAAGUUAACGGUUUCCUUGAGAGGGUGAAUAAGCUUAGAGAGGAUGAGAACAAGGAUGUCAUCUCUAAAAAUACAGCAGUCAAGUUUCUGAUGGCCAGGAAGUUUGAUAGACAGAGAGCACUGGAGCUGUAUCUUAAUCACGAGAGUACCAGGCGUCGAGAAAGUUUGGUCAACAUUUAUCCAUUGGAUGAUUGCCUGAAACAAGAAUUGAACACAGAGAAACUCACUAUUCUGCCGGGUAGAGAUAGACAUGGUGCAGCCAUUGCCUUGUUUACAGCCAGACUUCAUACACCUGCUUGUACAUCACAACAGCUAGUUCUCAAGGGACUCAUCUAUCAACUGGAUGCUGCACUCGAAAGUCUGGAAACUCAGAGACAUGGCCUGGUGUUUAUCUAUGACAUGACAGAAUCAAAAUACAACAAUUUUGACUAUGAGCUGAGUAAGAAGAUCCUCAAUAUGUUAAAGGGAGGGUACCCUGCCAGACUGAAGAAGGUUCUUAUUGUUACUGCACCACUGUGGUUCAAGGCUCCAUUCAAGAUACUUCGACUUUUUGUGAGGGAGAAACUACGAGACCGUGUGUACACUGUAAGUUUAGGGCAGUUAACACAACAUAUACCCAAGGAUUCACUGCCUCAGCAGUUAGGAGGCAGUGCCCCAGACACGCAUGGGUCAUGGCUACAAGUGUGUGCCAAAGUUUGCGCCAAUCAAACUGCAGACAUUGAUUCUUACUUUAUGACAUCUAAGAAAACUGUCGAACAAAAUUCACGUGAAUCCGUGUCUCGGAGGAGCUUGUCGAGUGAUAUGUCUGAUAAUUUGUUGAUAAGUGACAUUGAUUCAGAGGAAUCAAAAGAAACAAUAAAUGAAAAACACAACUGUGAGGACAAAGAAAAAGAGAUACAAAUGAAUGGGGAUGAGAAAGCAGAAAAAGAAGUGACAGUGGAAAAAGAGGAUUCCUGUGUGAAUAACUCGGGCAAACGACGUCGAGAAUCAGAUCCUAUAAUGGAAUCAGGAAGUGUGAAAAAGACAGUUGAUUCAGCCAUGGACUGCAUUAAUUCUGAAGCCAUUGACCAAAAUUUAGAGAUUCCCAAAAAGAAACGCCCUUUGUCAGGAAGUUCAAACAACAUGUUUGAGGACUCUGUACAUCGACCUGAAACAGGAGGGCUAACUUUAGAUGAACUUGCAGAACAUUGUCGGAAUCUCAAACGAAAAGGAAUGUACCAAGAAUAUGCUUUAAUCAAGUUAGAACCACCUAUGGGCACAUUCAAUGUAUCAAAAGCCAAAUACAACUUGCCGAAGAACCGAUACUCUGAUGUGCUGUGCUUUGACCAUUCACGUGUUUGCCUACCCAUAAAGGAGGGGGAUCUGUCCUCUGACUACAUCAAUGCCAACUACAUGGAUGGCUAUCUGCAGAAACAAGCCUACAUAUCUACACAGGGACCACUUCCAAAGACAUUUGGUGACUUCUGGAGAAUGGUUUGGCACUGCCAAGUGAUGGUCAUUGUCAUGACAACGAAGGCAAUAGAGCGUGGUAGGUUAAAGUGUGGUCAGUAUUGGCCAGUGGAGGAAGAUGCUGAGGAUACCUGUGACGAGUUCCUCAUCAUCAACACUGGAACCGAACAACACCAGGACUACACAGUAACAGGACUCUUCCUGCACAACACAAAAACAGAUGAGUCGCGUCACCUGACACACUUGCAGUUCACUAGUUGGCCAGAUUAUGGGGUCCCAUCAUCGGCAGCAGCCUUCCUGGACUUUCUACACCGUGUACGAUCCUGCCAGGCUGAUGCCACAACUCGCCUUGGUAAUGCCUGGCAGGGUCAUCCACUAGGACCUCCUAUGGUCGUACAUUGUAGUGCUGGGAUUGGCCGUACAGGUACAUUCAUGACAAUAGAUAUUUGUCUCAGAAAGUUAGAGGACACAGGACGCGUAGAUGUCCAGGAAACUGUACGUAGGAUCAGGUCACAGAGGGCCUUCAGCAUCCAGAUGCCGGACCAGUAUGUGUUCUGUCACCUAGGACUUAUAGAGCAUGCAAUGAGGCAAGGCAAGCUUCAGGAAAUUGACUGGACAGGAUUCGACGAAAGUGACAGUGAUAGUGAAUAAACUUCAUAGAUUUUGAAAUAUCAGGAGGUAUCUUUGUUAUGAUAUUUGUCAGUGAAAAAGAUUGAAUCUAAUUCUUAGGAUAUUCUACAGUGUCCCACAUUGGUAGAAUUUCUGUGAAUUUUGCAUUGAAGUCACAAGCUAAUAAAAAGUCAUGUUGUUUAAAGGGCAAAGUAUUGAUGUGAAGGAUUUUGAUAAUAAAGAAAAUGAUAAGAGGUUCAAAAUAAAAAAGACAACACUUAUCAAGUAAGAAUUAAGGCUUAAAAAUUACUAGAAUGUGUCAGGAUUUAAAAUCACAGGAAAAGGUAUGUACUAGUAAAGUGUUUCCUAUUCUUUGUUCAGUAUCUGUGAUACUCCGGGCUUAGCUCCAGUGUUGUUUGCUUAUGUUGAACAACAGAUAUUAGGCUAAAGAGUGAAGGAGUAGUUUUGUCACUAGAAUAAGAUGGAUUACUAGAGAUUUGUGGAAUUUUGUAAGUCCGCACAAUUUUUCAGCAAAUAUACGAAUGUAUAAUGACAAAUACUGCAUCUAUUUUGCUGUUUGAUAUAUUUCAUGUAAGAUUAUAAGUUACUGUAGCAUGUUGGAGUAUUUCACAAGUCAGCAGAUCAUGUUAUAAAUAUGGAAUAUUGUUGGUCACUAAACAUCUACCUGCCCAGUGUUUUAUCACUGAUCAAAUGUACA